GCUCUUGCUGUUGAAUGUGACCUGGAAGGAACUGAGGAAUAGUAAAACCGAAGAUGUAGUUUAUUGAUUUUUCUUUUUUUCAAAUUCCUUUUUUAGGCAUCUGAAGAAGCCUCCCUCAGAGCAUUGGAAAGUCUGAUGACAGAAUUUUUUCAUGAUUGUACAACCAAUGAAAGAAAACGUGAGAUAGAGGAGCUUCUUAAUAACUUUGCCCAGCAAAUAGGAGCCUGGAGAUUCUGCCUGUAUUUUCUCUCCAGCACUAGGAAUGACUAUGUAAUGAUGUACAGUUUGACGGUUUUUGAGAAUCUGAUCAAUAAGAUGUGGCUUGGGGUCCCAUCUCAGGAUAAGAUGGAAAUCCGUAGCUGCCUACCCAAACUCCUUUUGGCUCACCAUAAAACCUUACCUUAUUUUAUCCGGAACAAACUCUGCAAAGUUAUUGUUGAUAUUGGACGUCAAGAUUGGCCCAUGUUCUACCAUGACUUUUUUACCAACAUUUUACAGUUGAUCCAGUCCCCUGUGACAACCCCUCUUGGGCUGAUCAUGUUGAAGACAACUUCAGAAGAGCUGGCUUGUCCCCGUGAGGAUCUCAGUGUGGCUCGGAAGGAAGAGUUGCGGAAGCUGCUGCUGGACCAGGUGCAGACAGUUCUUGGGCUACUGACAGGUAUCUUGGAGACUGUUUGGGACAAACACAGUGUUACUGCUGCCACUCCACCACCAUCCCCAACCUCAGGAGAAAGUGGUGACUUACUGAGUAACCUGUUGCAGAGUCCUAGCUCAGCCAAAUUGUUGAAUCAACCAAUCCCCAUCCUUGAUGCGGAGAGUGAGUAUAUCUGUUCACUGGCCUUGGAGUGCCUGGCCCAUCUCUUCAGUUGGAUUCCUCUGUCUGCCAGCAUCACCCCGUCCCUCCUCACCACCAUCUUCCACUUUGCGCGCUUUGGCUGUGACAUCCGGGCCAGAAAGAUGGCAUCAGUUAACGGCAGCAGCCAGAACUGUGUUUUGGGUCAGGAACGCGGCCGGCUUGGGGUUCUGGCCAUGUCCUGCAUCAACGAACUCAUGUCCAAGAACUGUGUGCCUAUGGAGUUUGAGGAGUAUUUACUGCGUAUGUUCCAGCAGACUUUCUACCUCCUGCAGAAAAUCACCAAGGAUAACAAUGCCCACACAGUGAAGAGCAGGCUAGAAGAGCUCGAUGAGAGCUACAUUGAGAAGUUUACUGACUUUCUGCGGCUCUUUGUGAGUGUUCACCUAAGAAGAAUUGAGUCUUACUCCCAGUUUCCUGUGGUGGAGUUUUUAACACUUUUGUUCAAGUACACAUUUCAUCAGCCUACUCACGAAGGUUACUUCUCUUGUUUGGAUAUCUGGACACUCUUUUUGGACUAUCUGACAAGUAAAAUUAAAAGUCGUCUUGGAGACAAGGAAGCAGUUCUCAACAGGUACGAAGACGCCUUGGUCCUCUUGCUCACAGAGGUGUUAAAUCGAAUCCAGUUCAGAUACAACCAGGCCCAGUUGGAGGAGUUGGAUGAUGAGACCCUGGAUGAUGAUCAACAGACAGAGUGGCAGCGAUACUUACGCCAGAGCUUGGAGGUAGUGGCCAAAGUGAUGGAACUCCUUCCCACACAUGCCUUCUCAACACUGUUCCCAGUUCUUCAGGACAAUUUAGAAGUUUAUUUGGGAUUACAGCAGUUUAUAGUUACUUCAGGAUCAGGCCACAGGUUGAACAUCACAGCGGAGAAUGACUGCCGGCGGUUGCACUGUUCCCUGAGAGACUUGAGCUCCCUGCUGCAGGCUGUGGGCCGCUUAGCCGAGUAUUUCAUCGGGGAUGUGUUUGCUGCACGGUUCAAUGAUGCCCUCACGGUCGUGGAGAGGUUGGUCAAAGUCACUCUGUAUGGAUCUCAGAUAAAGUUGUACAACAUUGAAACUGCUGUGCCAUCGGUAUUGAAACCUGACCUCAUUGAUGUGUUGGUCAAAGUCAAUCUGUAUGGUUCUCAGAUAAAGUUGUACAACAUUGAAACUGCUGUGCCAUUGCAGGUCCUUUUCCCUCUCCAGGUCCAAGACAAGUUGCUGCUAUCUGCAUGCCACUUACUGGUCUCACUGGCCACCACCGUGCGGCCCGUCUUUCUGAUCAGCAUCCCUGCAGUGCAGAAAGUGUUCAACAGAAUCACUGAUGCCUCUGCCCAGCGACUUGUCGAUAAGGCUCAGGUUUUGGUGUGCCGAGCUCUGUCCAACAUCUUGCUGCUUCCGUGGCCAAACCUUCCAGAGAAUGAGCAGCAAUGGCCUGUGCGAUCCAUCAACCAUGCCAGCCUCAUCUCUGCACUCUCCCGGGACUAUCGCAACCUGAAACCCAAUGCUGUUGCCCCACACAGGAAAAUGCCACUGGAUGACACCAAAGUGAUUAUCCACCAGUCACUUAGUGUGUUAGAAGAUAUCGUGGAGAAUAUUUCUGGGGAGUCCACCAAGUCUCGACAGAUCUGCUACCAGUCGCUGCAGGAAUCUGUUCAAGUCUCCCUGGCCCUCUUUCCAGCUUUUAUCCAUCAGUCAGAUGUGACUGAUGAGAUGCUGAGCUUCUUCCUCACUCUGUUUCGAGGCCUUAGAGUACAGAUGGGCGUGCCUUUCACUGAGCAGAUCAUACAGACUUUCCUCAACAUGUUUACCAGAGAACAGCUGGCUGAGAGCAUCCUCCACGAAGGCAGCACUGGCUGCCGGGUGGUGAAGUUCCUGAAAAUCCUGCAGGUGGUGGUUCAGGAGCCUGGUCAGGUGGUUCAGGAGCCUGGUCAGGUGUUCAAGCCCUUCCUGCCCAGCAUCAUCUCCCUGUGCAUGGAGCAGGUGUAUCCCAUCAUCGCUGAGCGACCCUCCCCUGAUGUGAAGGCUGAGUUGUUUGAACUCCUUUUCCGGACACUCCAUCACAACUGGAGGUACUUCUUCAAGUCCACUGUCCUGGCCAGUGUCCAGAGGGGGAUUGCCGAGGAGCAGAUGGAGAAUGAGCCCCAGUUCAGUGCCAUUAUGCAGGCUUUUGAGCAAUCCUUUCUCCAGCCUGACAUCCACCUUUUUAAACAAAAUCUCUUCUACUUGGAGACUCUCAACAUCAAUCAGAAGCUGUACCACAAGAAGAUCUUUCGGACCACCAUGCCGUUCCAGUUUGUGAAUGUGCUGCUCCAGGUCCUUGUUCACAAGUCCCACGACCUUUUGCAAGAGGAGAUCGGCAUUGCCAUUUACAACAUGGCCUCUGUGGACUUUGACGGCUUCUUUGCAGCCUUCCUCCCAGAGUUCCUGACGAGCUGUGAUGGCGUGGAUGCCAACCAGAAAAACGUGCUGGGGCAGAAUUUCAAGAUGGAUUGGGACCUGCCCUCGUUCACCCAGAAUGUGCAUAGGCUGGUCAACGACCUGCGCUACUACAGACUCUGCAAUGACAGCCUGCCCCCUGGCACUGUGAAGCUCUAGGCACGGCCUGCUUCCCGCCUGAGGGACAUGGGCUUCUGCCAACGCCACCUGCACCACCUCCACCUUCCACCACAGACGUCGCCCAGACCAGCCUCGGCCGCACUCCUCGGAUGAGCAUUGUGGCCUGCCUCUGUCCUUCCUUCACUCUCCUCUUGCUACCGCUGCUCAGCAAAGCUGGCUUCAGGGUCCAUCCUAGCCCUGGUCAGUGACCUAGGAAGUUUGAGCAGGCAGAGUGCCACGUGGCCGGGUACCAGGGAGGUACCAGGAAAUUCCAUGGGGGGGUCUGUGUGGAUCAUGUGCAUAUCCAUCAUGGGCAGAAACACCAAGGACUGUGUAGGACGGUGCCACCUUCUCACCAUUCCACCUCCCCACUCCUCCUCUGCCCAGCCAGCUGGGGAGAGACAUGACGUCGGGACUACUUUGGCACUUCUGGCAAGCCUCCCCCACCCCAAUUGCCUUGAAGUCUCUGCUCUUUGUCAGAGAUUUGCAAAAGACUCAUGUUUUUGUUGUUUUUUUUUCUCAUCAUUCCAUUGUGAUACUAAGAAACUAAGAAGCUUAAUGAAAAAAUAAAAUGCUUAUGUUGUUGUUAUAUAAA
Molecule: messenger RNA, 4027 nt
Organism: Carlito syrichta (Philippine tarsier)
Lineage: Eukaryota; Metazoa; Chordata; Mammalia; Primates; Tarsiidae
Gene: XPO6
Product: exportin 6
Exons: 23
Coding region: 136-3432 (1098 amino acids)
Biological process (GO): protein export from nucleus
Molecular function (GO): small GTPase binding; nuclear export signal receptor activity
Source: RefSeq, a predicted model, not a curated record